Molecule: messenger RNA, 2122 nt
Organism: Beta vulgaris subsp. vulgaris (sugar beet)
Lineage: Eukaryota; Viridiplantae; Streptophyta; Magnoliopsida; Caryophyllales; Amaranthaceae
Product: ubiquinone biosynthesis protein COQ4 homolog, mitochondrial
Exons: 2
Coding region: 627-1334 (235 amino acids)
Biological process (GO): ubiquinone biosynthetic process
Cellular component (GO): mitochondrial inner membrane
Source: RefSeq, a predicted model, not a curated record
UGUUUGUUCUCCUAACUUCAUUUAUGCUCAAAAACAUGCUUAACUGACUAAUUCUAUGUAAAUUUUGCUGUAUACUACUGAAUUUGACUGAAUUAAACGAAAAAUAAGAAGACAGAGAGAGAACAAUUACUGAAGUGUUGUUAGAUUUUAAGUUAUUGGCCUUUGGAUGGAGAAUUGCUUUGAUAAGAAGAGGUAAUCACCAAGCUUGAAGAAAAUUUAAGAAGAUAAACAAGUAUAGUCUAGAUUUCUAUCUAAUAGUUGACGAAUUAUCAAUCUAUUGUACACAAUUUCGGAUUUUCAUCAUCAAUUCACCUUCCUCAAUUUGAUUAACAAAUAAGAGGAGUGAGAGGAAAGGAUCGCAGGCAAAAUCGAUUUUUAAGAUUGAAAUCUUGAAUUUGUCAUUUGAGAGAGAUUACUAAGUUACUUUUUAGUUUUUACAUCAUUAAGCUAAAAAAAACAGUUCCAGAUUUUGAGGUUGGUUGAAUACACUAUUGCUUCCUGCAUCUGAAACCCCAAAAUCGACGGUUUUUUGGUAUACUCAGCUUCUCUCUGGUUGCCUAACAAUAUAGUAUUCUUGUCAAUCAUAGGAUCACUGCUUUGAUCAUUGUUUUUAGCAAAUAGCUGCCAUGAUAGGAGGUGCGCGGGUCCGACUUAAUGGCUGGCAGCAGGCUGCAGUUGCUCUUGGUUCAGCUGUUGGUGCGUUGCUUGACCCACGAAGAGCUGAUCUUAUAGCAGCUUUGGGAGAGACAACUGGAAAGCCUGCUUUUGAAAGAGUUCUUCAGAGAAUGAAGAAUAGUCCAGAAGGCACAGCAGUUCUCCUAGAAAGACCACGAGUUAUAUCUGCAAAUGUUGGGCAUGCAUGGGACCUCCCUGAAAAUACAUUUGGGGCUGCCUAUGCCAAGUUCAUGGGAUCAAGGAAUUUUUCUCCAGAUGAUAGACCACCUGUACGGUUUAUGGACACAGAAGAGCUAGCAUAUGUGGCUAUGCGGGCCCGAGAGGUGCACGACUUCUGGCACACUCUCUUUGGUCUUCCCACAAACUUAAUGGGUGAGUCAGCUCUGAAGGUUAUAGAGUUUCAGCAAAUGCAUCUUCCAAUGUGCUUCAUGUCAGUUAUAGGAGGCUCAGCAAGGUUCAACUCAAAGCAAAGAUCGCUCUUCUUUGAGCAUUACUUUCCCUGGGCCUUACGCGCUGGAUUGAGCAGCACAGAUCUAAUGUGCAUAUAUUACGAGCGCCACUUCGACGAGGAUCUGGAUGUUGUUCGGCGAAAAUGGGGUAUCAUUCCUGCUCCUCCUGUUCCUGCUACUAAGGUUGAAACAAAGCACAGCCAAGAGUAACGGCCCACAGCAGGUUUUUGUAGUGCGUUCUGGAGUAGGAGUAUAAUAAUAUUAGGAUCUGUAGAAACUGAAGUGAGAUUGAGAUUCAUAGUUCUUGUAGACAGGCGGCAGUUUGAGAGUCCAAGAGUGUCCUUUUAUUCUACCUAAUUCAGUUUUCAGAAUUGCAAGUCAUCAUUAGCUAUUGCCACUAGAUUUCAUCAGCCUCAUAGUUGAUCACAGGCGCCAUCAUAUUGGGAAUAAUCACCAUUGUGGAUCAUCAGCCAGUUCAUGAUUUAAUAGAGCCAGUCACGAGAUUGGCCAGAAAAUCCGCCCUAUUCUAGUCCGGUCAUUGGGAGGUCACAUCUUAGGCCAAUAAUAAUUAUGUCCAAGCGCACAAGAAACGAGUGUGAGACCCACAAAAAUAGAGGCAUGCAUAGCCUGUUUGGGAGACAAAUAUAUAUGGGCAAACCUGCAUUGGCCACCUGACCGGGCUACAAGUUGAUGGAAACAAAGUUCAGAUGCUUGGAUCAACAAUAACCUUGUUUUUUGUUUUUGAUGGAAAUAGAGUUCCUUGUUAGGUACAUUAUGAUUACCAACUUGCUCAAAAAAAAAAAAGAUAUGUACAUUCAACAUUUUUUCUUUUCAACUGAGUUGAUUCAAUUAACUGUAAUUUAUUUCUGAACUUCUAACGUUAACUUAAUGAUUUAACUUUGUAAACUGUGAGCAACGAGGAUUGAUGAUGCUCACAAUGGUGAAGUACUGAAGUUAAUACUACAUUGAUGUAUAAGUAGAUCCUGAAUAAUUAUGAA